Esox lucius (northern pike) is the source of this 1346-nucleotide messenger RNA. Its product is annotated as centrosome-associated protein 350. The coding region runs from base 70 to 867 and encodes 265 amino acids. Gene Ontology annotation, biological process: microtubule anchoring. Gene Ontology annotation, cellular component: centrosome. The transcript is spliced from 6 exons. The record is from RefSeq and is a predicted model, not a curated record. Gene Ontology annotation, molecular function: microtubule binding. NCBI's taxonomy places the organism in Eukaryota, Metazoa, Chordata, Actinopteri, Esociformes, Esocidae.
GUGUCUGUAACAAGGCCAAACUUUCAAGGGAUCGGCUAUGAUUUAUGCUGCCAAACCACACCUCCCACCAUGAGUUCUGGAUUUGACAUAAACUCUUGGGUGGAAAGAUUGACUGAGGAGCUGAUAAAAGAUUUUAUAAUGGAUGCUCUGGAUAUAUGGAUGAGAAAAGGAGAGGAGGGCAUACUCAAAGAGGGCAAUCAACACAGUGAUACUGUAAAGAAGAAGGAUGACACAGCAUCAAAUAAACUGUGUUUCAUAGAACAGUGGCAAGAUACUCUCUGCUCUGCAGAUUCUGGGAAGGUUCAAGUUCAGCCCCACGACCCAGACAUUGUUUACAGACUAGUAGAUGCUGCUGUGGAAAAACUGAUGGGCCUUGCAAACAGCGCAACAAUUUACAUCCCUGAAGCACCAAGCUAUAUAAUUGAUGAAGAGAGUGUCAAAGCUUAUGGACGGAUAAUGUACGAAUUCAUCUCUGAGAUACUUCAUGAGGUUUUGGCUGAUCACUUUGGGAUUACAAGAUCCAUGUGGCAGACAGAGAAUAUACUCUCAAGUCUCCAAUCAAGUAGAAUCUCUCUCACGGACCUGAAGGUUGCUGUAAAAUCUGAGAUGCAGAAAGAGCUCAACUUGGAACAGACUGACCUUCAAAUGAAAGAGAGGUUCCUGACAUUGUGCAAAUACAGAAGUGCCAAGAGGGACAGAGUUGACUACAUCCUGACCCAAGAGCUUCACAGAGAAGAACUUCAGUGGGUGGACUACAGUGAUGACCAGAUUACAGUUAAGAUGAAGCUGACAGAGGAGAUUUUUCAUUUUCUUCUAGAUGACACUAUUUCAAUUCUUAAACACAUCUGCAUGACACCAUUCUUUUGAACCUAAGAAAGAAUGAUUCUGUUCCUUUAUUAUUUUUAGAUCUAUAGAUGUAUAUCAUAUAUCAUAAAAUGUUCAAACGCUUUAAAUUCCAUUCAACAUAAUUUUGUCUGGCAACUUGGUUUGACUUGAUUUGUAAUUUCAUUGAGCAAUAAAAGAAAAUCCAUAUUGGAAUUAUGUCUAAAUAUUUUUACUGAUUAACAUUCCUUAUAUUUAGGCCUAUCAAACAACAUGCACAUAACCUCUCAUAAUCAUUUAAAUAAAAAGAACUAUGAUGGUCAAUAUAUUCCUAUUAAGUAAUGAAACCCCAUGCAAAAUGUUGACAUUGUGUAGCUGACAGAAAAGUUAAUGCUUUAUGUGAUGUAAUAUGAUUUUUAGCAUAAUUUAGCAUAUAUAAAUGUUCUUAUUACUUUACAGUAAAUGGCAAAUUAACAAUUUUCUCUGUAACGUAAGAAAAAAUAAAAUAUAUCUGCAAGCGGAAA